Molecule: messenger RNA, 794 nt
Organism: Drosophila santomea
Lineage: Eukaryota; Metazoa; Arthropoda; Insecta; Diptera; Drosophilidae
Exons: 1
Coding region: 105-692 (195 amino acids)
Source: RefSeq, a predicted model, not a curated record
UUCAAAUCUCUCGCCAGUAUUUCGAUCAACUUUUCGGAGUCAGGUUGCUGAAAUUCAAUUACGGAAAUACAAGUGAGGAAAACAGAGGCACACACACUAUCAUAAUGACAAGUCCAAAGCAAUCGACUGUCCAAGAAGGACUUGCACCGCAAGUGCCCCAGAAUGGCAUGGUCACCUAUGGCAGCGGGCUCGUCUUCGGCGGGAAAGUCUAUCCAGUGUUGGUGGACGGAGUGCCCAUGCAGCCGCCCCUGGGCGCUCAUCAGGCUGCACUGCAACAGCGCAUGCAGAUGCAGCAGGUAGUGCCACAACGUAUGCAGAUGCAGCAGGUGCUGCCUCAGGCGCCCCCUACCCAUUGCCCCAAGCCCAUUGUACAAUACCGAAGAUAUCAGCAAACGGGCAACCCAUUUCCUGCGCCCCCAUACAACUCCAAGCCGAGCCAGCAGAGCUCUGUGAGUUGUCCUGGCCCAGUCAUGGCCCAGCAGCACUCGACGUCCAGCAACAACGCGAUGAUGCAACCGCUGCAGGCGCAGAUUCUACAGCGGCAGCAAAUGCAAACCGCCAUGGGCACCCACGGCUACUACAAUUUGCCAACGAAUGCGGGUGGUGAUUCCAGCGGCUGGGACGGCUAUGCCAUGAUGCAGCCAAUGGAUGCCAACAAGCCGUACUCCUUUGGCUGGAGUCUUACCGAUUGAGUCGCCAAACCCCUGUAACUGUGUUUGGACAAUUAAUGAAAUUAUUUGUGGAUUGAUUUAAACUUGUUUCCGUCAAUAUAUGUACUGCACAACUACCAUGAA